Messenger RNA from Entelurus aequoreus (snake pipefish), 1620 nucleotides. RefSeq names its product anaphase-promoting complex subunit 13. Gene Ontology annotation, cellular component: anaphase-promoting complex. The transcript has 2 exons. The record is from RefSeq and is a predicted model, not a curated record. NCBI's taxonomy places the organism in Eukaryota, Metazoa, Chordata, Actinopteri, Syngnathiformes, Syngnathidae. Gene Ontology annotation, biological process: protein K11-linked ubiquitination. Bases 344 to 568 code for a protein of 74 amino acids.
ACAGGUCGGGUAUUGAGAAACGUACAUUUAUGAAUAUAAAACUUAGCCAAUAGUAUAAUGAGGUUGCAAAGGUAAAAUGCCUUUUUCAAAUUUUUUUCAUUUCAUACAUAUCAUUAGUCAUACGAGCACUUUAUAAGGGGCGUCGUGUGUGACGUCAUCACAACGCGACGGUGUUUACGUUUGCAAAAGUGCGCCAUCGUCAAACGGCUGAAAUCAACACCAAACCCUCACGGCUAACCACACGGAGGAAUUAUUUUACAGUACUGUCCUCUUUUCUGCCACAAAGUAAGAACAGUGAUUGUUGGAUUAUUGGAAGUUUAAACCUGGUCUAGCUCUGAGAAUCAUGGAUAGUGAAAUUCAGCGAGACGGCAGAGUUCUGGAUCUGACAGACGACGCAUGGAGGGAAGACAGGCUGCCCUAUGAGGACGUCACCAUCCCUCUGAGUGAACUCCCUGAGGCUGAGCAGGACAACGGGGGAUCCACGGAGUCGGUGAAGGAGCAGGAGAUGAAAUGGACGGACCUUUCCCUGCAGAGCCUGCACGAAAACACUCCGAACACUGGGAGUUGAAUCACCACUGACUGGACUUGGACUGUGGAACCAUAGCACCAGCUACGUUCAACCUCACCUGGUUUGAUGUUAGUGCAUUGAAAUAUAGUCUGACUGUUUGUACUUUUCUGGCGCAGUCACUUAAUAAGUGCUGCAUGCUGUUCUUAAGCUUGUGAAAUGUCUUUUAAGCGAAGGUCUUGCUAUUUAAUAAGUCAUAGAGGAGUGUCUAACAUGUUUAUACAGCAUUAAACAUGUACACUAAUGGUUCUUUGGUUUGACAUGUUGCAGGACAAAGCUACUAAACACAUUUCAGUCUUUUCAGUCUUCUGUGAGACUGUUCUCCAUGGUCACUUUUUCCGUGCCGUCUCUGUUGCGAUUUGACGGAUGUGAUCAUGUGGUCCGUUCCCCUGGAGGACCGAGGGGUGUCUGUAGGAGCCUCCAAGACGAUCCCAGAGUGUGAAGUACUGUCCGUAGUUGUAGUUGAAGAAGAGGUGAUGGUCCACGUGAUGGGCAGCGCCGUUUAUGAGAUGUAUCAAAGGGCCGGGGAUCCGGUAGUCGCCGUCGUGUAUGGAAAUGGUCCAGAUAUUGACAAAGACGAAGAGAGCCAGGUAGACGGCCUUGUGGAGCGGGAAGAUGAAAGGGUAGAUGUGGUAGGGUAAGCUCUGCAGGAAGCCGUCCAGCGGGUGGAAGGCGUGACUUGCAAACGGCGUGGGGAUUUUGAACAAAUGAUGUUGUUUAUGUAAGUACUGGGGGGAAGAAAGAUGAAUAAACAAGACUCAAAGGUGGUUCAGUCAACAUCCAGAGGGUAAAGGAACAUUUUGGAAUGUCUUAGGGCAAAUUUUUUGGCAUAAGUCAACAACAAAUAAGUACAAAAGCACCUAGCAAAGCACAGUAUUUGUUGUGUGGCAAGCAACAGUUUCUGCAAUCAGCGGUGUGACAAUUGGCUUUUUCGAUUCGAUUCAGAAUUUGUGGUUGCCGACAGGAUUCAGGGACAAUAUAUAUAUAUAUAUUUUUUUUUUAGAACGAUUAAUCCAAAACCAUAUAGUGAGUUUUAGUAUUUUUUUGCAGCCAAC